AUGUCUUUAGAGGCGGACAGUAGAGACCUCACAUGUUCCGCCGCCUCUCCUCCCCCUUCCGCCGGCGCAAGCAGCCGUCCGCGACCGUGCGCAUGCAUUCUCUCGUCGCUGUCCGCGUACGGUACCACGGUCGUGGCUGGCACUCCAGAUGCAGCGCUCACGGGCUGCGACGAGGUGUCCGCCGCAGGGAGGAAAGCAGGUGCGGCGGAAGAAGUGGACGCGCGGGGAGGAGGGUUGUGUGCGCUGACCUCUGCCGCUUCGAGCGUCAAGUCUGUGUCGCAGGUAUUGCCUGGAUUGUUAUCGCCGGUGUCGCCAGGAAUGUUGGCGGAAGGAGGGGUAGCGGUUCUAGAGAGUGCUGAUCGGCUGACAGCAGUAGGCGGCAGGCAGCAGGCGGUAGCGCUGAUGCCCCAGCUGCAGGAGCAGGCGGACGAGGGAGGCGCGGAUGACGCAGAGAAAGAGCGCCAGGGCGCAGCGGAGCGGCAUGGGGAAGGGAAGGCGGAGGGGCAAGGCGAAGUGGACGGCGUGGGGGCGGCGGAGUGGGAGAGUGUGCCUGAAGGGAUCUUGGAGUCGGUGUUUGCUCGGCUGGCGUUUGAAGACCUGGCCGCCGUGCUGCUCACGUGCUCCGCGUGGCAGGCAGUGGCGCGCAGUGAUUGCCUUUGGAAGCAACUGUUUCUGCUGCGAUGGGGGCACUCUGCCACUCAAGCUAUUAUGCAGCAGCGGCGGCAGCAACAGCAAGAGCAACAGCUGGAGCAAGAGCAGGAGCAGCAGGAGCAGGAGCAGCAGAAACCGGAGCAGGAGCAGAAAGAGAGCAGGACGGUUACUAGCAGCAGAAGCGCAGUGGAGCAGCAGAGGACGGAUGAGCAAGUGCAUGAGGGAGCCGAUCUAGCACAGGGAGAUGACAGCAGCGGUGGAGAUACCUCAGCUCGUCCGUUGCAUCCAGACCAGCAGCAGUCGCCAUCAGUCACUGCGGCACCGUUGUCGUGGCAGGAGGCGUUUCGGCAGCGGCUGGAGAGUGAGAGGGCAGCGCAGUGCCCCCAGUGCCGCAGGUCGCGCUUUGUUCCCAUCGUGUACGGCUUCCCAUCAGCUCCGCUGGUGGCAGGCAUGCGCAUGGCACAGUGUGUGCUGGGAGGGGACCAUCUCACAGACUACCCAGGGUACAACCCCCUGUGGGUGUGUGUGGGGUGCACCACCCGGUGGAGGAAGUAUCCUUAUGCUCCUGACUGCGAAGGCCCCUACUUCCCGCCCUCGCUCUCCACCUCAUCUGCCUCGUCCACAGGCAAUGAGAUUGACGACUUUGAUUCCUCUCAGGACGCACCCGCGCCCACUUCUACCCCUCCAGACUCUGCGCCUGGUGCGCCGGCCGCCGCCGCGACUGCUCCGCCUGCCGCUCCAGGAGCGCUGCCCGUCGCACCCCCCGCGACAACUCCCCCGGCUGCGCAGACCACCGGGGCACCGAUCGCGCUGUCUGAUUUCGAUCAGGCGAAGCGCAAGGCGGAAGAGCUCGCGCAGAAGUUUCUUAACGCGGGAGGCGCGAAGCGGUCCAAGUUCGACGACGGGCCGCCCGCAGGCGUUGCCGCCGCCGUGGCUCCUCCCGGCGUGAGCGGCGCGAACGGCGGAGGCCCGCCGGGUGGUGUGGCGAGCUUCGCGCCCGGUCCUCCCGGAUCGCAAGGCUAUGGCGCUGGCGCGCAGCAGCAGAGCCAGCCGCCGCCGUACUACCAGCAGCCGCAGCCGGGGGGCGCCGCGCCUUACUACGAUCAACAGGGCGGCGCCGCUACGCAGUCAAAGAAGAUCGACGUGCCGAACACGCGGGUGGGGCUGAUCAUCGGCAAGGGCGGCGAGACGAUCAAGUACCUGCAGGCGCAGUCGGGCGCCAAGAUCCAGGUCACGCGCGACAUGGAGGCGGACCCGCGCGCGCCCACGCGCCCCGUGGAGCUCACGGGCACGGCGGAGCAAAUCGCGCAGGCGGAGCAACUCAUUAAGCAAGUGCUCGAAGAGUCAGCCGCGGCCAGAGCGGCAGGAGGUGGAGGUGGUGGAGGAGGCGGAGGAGGCGGAGGGGGAUCGUACCCUGGAGCACAGGGUGGAGGGGAGACGGUGACGAUUAAGAUCCCCAACAACAAGGUCGGCCUCAUGAUUGGUCGAGGUGGAGAGACGAUUAAGAGCCUUCAGGCGCGCUCCGGUGCAAGGAUUCAGGUGCAGAGCGAUCGCGAGGUGGAGCCGGGGUGCACGGAGCGCAACGUGAUGCUGAUGGGCAGCAAGGCGCAGACGGACAUGGCGCAGGACCUCAUCAAAGAGGUCCUCGACGACGUAAGUUGCCGCUCCCCCCCUUCCCCUCCCUCGCGCACCCUCUUUUCCCCCUCUUCUCCCGCCUUUCCUUCACACCCCCCACUCCACCUCCCCCUCCCUCCCCGCUCCUCUCCCCUCUUCCUCCCCUCGGCCCGUCGUUCUGGAGCACAUGGGGUGGUUCUUUGCGUGCGAGUCGUCUCACCCUGUGUGAUUCCACUCCACACGGCUGGCUGCGUGGGUGUCGCUAGUGUGCAGAGCACAGCAGCGCAGGGGACGCACUCAGCGCGCCACGCCACUCGCCCUCUCCGCGCGUCACUGCGUGCCGCGCGGCGCUGCUCCUUCAGUUGCCCUGCGCACCACAUCAAACCGCACCAGACCACACCAGCCCAGCCCUCUGCGGGCCUCGCACGCCUCGCCCCCCGCCUGCCUGCGCGCCUCUUUCCCUUUCAGAGCCUCUCCGCCUUUGCAUCUAUCGCGCUCUCUUGCUUGGACUUCGUGUGCCAUGCGAGCCUAUCAUUAUCGAUCAUGCCUUUCAUCCAAAUUUUCUGCCUUUCUGCGUCUCUUGUUUGCCUUGUGUGCUCCCCCGUUCCCCUCCCACCCUUCCCGGCUCUCCUGCAUUCUCUCGCUCCUUGCCUUGCCCUUGUCCCCCCCAUCUUGCUUGCUUGCAUGCCUGUGCUUGUGCUCGUCCUGCCCUCCCUCCUUUCGGUCUCUCCCUUCGCCCCGCUCCUCCUUCUCCUUCCUCCCCCACUCCCCUUGCUGUUGUAUGCUUCUUGUAUGCCGGCCCCUCCGCUCUUGCCUUCCUCUCUUGCCUCUUCUCUUGCUCGCUUGCCCUCGUGCCCUCGCCGCUCGUCCACCCUCUCUCCCCCCCGCGCGUCCUUGGCAAUGCAGCCUCGAAGGUCAGGUCCCGGUGGUGGCGGAGGGGGAGGCGGCGGAGGGUACGGGGGGCAGCAGGGGGGUUACCGCUCGGGCCCGGGCGGUUGGCAGGGCGGAGGGGGCGGCGGAGGAUACCAGCAGCCGCCCCCGGGGCAGCAGCCGCAGCAGGGCGGGGGAUACGGGGGAGGGUACAGCCAGGGGCAGUACGGGGGGCCGCCGCAGCAGUACGGGCAAGGGCAGGGCUACGGGGGGGGAUACGGGGCGCAGGCGGGAGGAGGCGGGGAGUACCAGCAGCAGGGGGGGUGGGGCGCGGGCGCACCACCAGGGGGGCAGCAGCCCCCGCCUGCCCCGCCAGCGCAGCAGCCGCCAGCCGCACAGCCACCCGCGCAGCCAGCAGGAGGCGCACCAGCAGGGGGAGGGUACGAUUACUAUGGGCAGGGCGCACAGGCGCCCCCCCCUGCUGGGGACGGGGGGUACGCGUAUGGCGCUCAGCAGGGCGGGCAGGCGGGGUACUAUGGGGGAUACCAGCAGGGGUACCCGCAGCAGCAGGGGCAGCAGGCGCCUCCUGCGGGGUAUGCAGCAGCACCGGGGGGGUAUCCUCAGCAGCAGGGGUAUGAUCAGCAGGGGUAUGGGCAGCAGGGGUAUGCCCAGCCAGGGUAUGGUGCGCAGCAGGGCGGGUAUGAUUACUACGGGCAGGGGCAGCAGGCGCAGGGAGGGCAGGAUGCGUAUGGGCAGCAGCAGCAGCAGCAGCCCCCGGCGGGGGGGCAGCAGGCGGCAGGGCAGGGGUAUGGUGGAGCGGAGGGUGGUGCGCAGGGAGGGUAUGAUUACAGUGCUGCUGCCCCGCCUGCUGCCGCUCCUCCUGGCGCCGCUUAG
Closterium sp. Naga37s-1 is the source of this 4029-nucleotide messenger RNA. Lineage: Eukaryota; Viridiplantae; Streptophyta; Zygnematophyceae; Desmidiales; Closteriaceae. The record is from the annotation of a GenBank genome assembly.